AUGAAGCUCCUCGGCUGGUACGGUCGGAGCGCGGUUUACGGUCUUACUGUCUUAUGUCUAGUCAAUCUGUCGCUGGCAUCCCUGGGCGACAGGCUGCCAGAGUUUCGCGAGUGUGUCAAGGUUUGCAUUGAAGAGAAUUGCGACAAAGGACACAGCGCGUUGCCUCUGCACCUUCGACUACUUUUAUGGGAUUGUCCAUCUGAAUGCGACUACACAUGUCAGCAUGUCAUCACCGACCGACGGAAGGCCCGUGAUCCGCCCAUGAUCGAACCGGUGGUGCAGUACCACGGCAAAUGGCCGUUCCACCGGCUCCUGGGGAUCCAGGAGCCCUUCUCAGUGCUUUUCUCGUUGAUGAAUUUCCUGGCCCAUCGCGAGGGUAUGGCACGGAUCCGUGAGAAAAUCCCCGCCAACUACCCCUUACGUCCGUACUACUUGGGCUUUGGAUAUUUUGGACUGGCAAGCUGGAUCUUCAGCAUGAUUUUCCACACGCGCGACUUCAACGUGACGGAGAAACUCGACUAUUUUGCGGCCGGCGCCAGUGUACUGUACGGCCUGUACUAUGCCCCAAUCCGCAUUUUCCGCCUCGAAUCAAACGAGAAGAUCCUGCGUGCCUGGACCGCGUUCUGCGUUCUGCUGUACGUCGCUCAUGUCACAUAUCUGACGGCUUGGAGUUGGGAUUAUACCUACAACAUGGCGGCCAAUGUCGUGGUGGGGAUUGUGCAGAAUGUCCUCUGGACCUGGUUCAGUUUCUCCCGAUACCGCAAGCUCCAGAAGACUUGGGCCGCGUGGCCUGGUUUGAUUGUUGCUUGGAUCAUCAUGGCCAUGAGUCUCGAGCUGUUUGAUUUCCCUCCGAUUGGCGGCAUGAUCGAUGCCCACAGUCUUUGGCAUCUGGGGACGGUGGUUCCCACCAUUUGGUGGUACAGCUUUCUCAUCAAGGAUGCUCAGGAAGACUUGGCUAGUCAACGAUUAAAAGCGUAA
This is a messenger RNA of Exophiala dermatitidis NIH/UT8656, 978 nucleotides long. RefSeq lists its product as uncharacterized. The coding region runs from base 1 to 978 and encodes 325 amino acids. The transcript has 4 exons. The record is from RefSeq and is a predicted model, not a curated record. Gene Ontology annotation, biological process: GPI anchor biosynthetic process. Gene Ontology annotation, molecular function: hydrolase activity, acting on ester bonds. Gene Ontology annotation, cellular component: endoplasmic reticulum membrane. Lineage: Eukaryota; Fungi; Ascomycota; Eurotiomycetes; Chaetothyriales; Herpotrichiellaceae.